This is a messenger RNA of Triplophysa rosa, 2055 nucleotides long. RefSeq names its product O-sialoglycoprotein endopeptidase (gene osgep). Gene Ontology annotation, cellular component: cytoplasm; EKC/KEOPS complex. The record is from RefSeq and is a predicted model, not a curated record. NCBI's taxonomy places the organism in Eukaryota, Metazoa, Chordata, Actinopteri, Cypriniformes, Nemacheilidae. Gene Ontology annotation, biological process: tRNA threonylcarbamoyladenosine modification. The transcript is spliced from 12 exons. Bases 147 to 1154 code for a protein of 335 amino acids.
CAACGCAAAUAUUACCAGUAUAUGCAUAAUCAUUAUUAAUAUAAACAACUACUGUUAAGGAUUUAAGGAUUUAAUAGCAGGAGGGGUCGCGCUGUUUUAUUCAGCAGCGUGUUACAGAACACAUCAGUUCACUUCAUCUGGACAUCAUGACUGUAGUGAUUGGAUUUGAGGGGAGUGCUAAUAAGAUUGGUGUGGGUAUAAUCAGAGAUGGGGAAGUCCUGUCAAACCCCAGGCGCACUUACAUCACACCACCUGGCCAAGGGUUCUUGCCUGGUGAGACAGCAAAACACCAUCGUAGUGUUAUUCUUACUGUUGUUCGGGAGGCACUAGAUGAAGCAGGGCUCAAACCUGCAGAUAUUGACUGUGUGGCUUACACCAAAGGGCCUGGAAUGGGGGCCCCUCUGGUGACGGUGGCGAUUGUGGCCAGGACAGUCGCCCAAUUGUGGGGCAAACCUCUCCUGGGGGUGAACCACUGUAUAGGGCACAUAGAAAUGGGCCGAUUAAUCACCGGUGCCCAAAACCCCACUGUGCUGUAUGUGAGUGGAGGGAACACACAGGUUAUUGCAUAUUCUGAACGGCGUUACAGAAUAUUUGGAGAAACAAUAGAUAUAGCUGUGGGAAACUGUCUGGACCGGUUUGCUAGAGUCAUCAAGAUAUCAAAUGAUCCAAGUCCUGGUUACAACAUUGAACAGAUGGCAAAGAAAGGCACCCAGUACAUAGAGCUGCCUUAUACAGUGAAGGGCAUGGAUGUGUCAUUUUCUGGAAUUUUGUCCUAUAUAGAGGAAGCAGCUCGCAAAAUGUUGAGAGUGGGUCAGUGUACUCCUGAGGAUCUGUGUUUCUCCCUACAAGAGACUCUGUUCGCUAUGCUGGUGGAGAUAACAGAAAGAGCCAUGGCUCACUGCAGCUCUCAGGAGGUUCUCAUUGUUGGCGGAGUUGGCUGUAAUCUGCGUCUGCAGGAGAUGAUGGGGGUUAUGUGUAAAGAAAGAGGGGCUCGACUAUUUGCCACAGAUGAGAGGUUUUGUAUAGAUAAUGGCGCAAUGAUUGCACAGGCCGGAUGGGAAAUGUUCCGCUCGGGUCACGUCACAGAGCUGCCAGAUUCCUGGAUUACACAAAGGUACAGAACCGAUGAAGUGGAAAUAACAUGGCGAAACUGAUGUGCAGCAGUUCUUGUGGAUUUGAAUAUAACUUGAUAAAGUACAAGUAAUAUGGAAACAAGACCGUUCAUUGCAACUAGGUUGUACGACUUUUUCAGAAUGUUUAAUUAAAGGUUUCAGGUAAAUUAAUGCAGAAAUUUGUUUGUCAAGAACUUUUGUACAGUAAAAAAAAGCAUUUUUUGAGAGUAUCUAAUAAAAGCAUUUUGUCUACUACAUUUAUACCUGAGAUUGUCCCUUUGUCCAUGCAGCUAUAGCACAAUACAGGUAUUUGACCACAAUUAACAUUUAUUUCUAAUAUAUUGCUGGAUUACAUAAAAACCAAGAGGUCGUCAAUUGUUUUAUAAAGUUUAUUCAUUUUAACUAUGCAACACUGUUCGAUUAAAUCUCUGAACAUCUUCCAGUGUAAAUUAUUUGUAUGUUUCUAAAAAAAAGUUAGGUCAUACACAGCAACGGAUUCCUAUUAGGACUUAUGACCGACAUUCAAUCUGGGUGAAAUAUAUAUUAAAAACAGCAAUAAGACCAAUAGACAUUUGAAGGUGCUACCAUCACGUGCCAGCUGCACCUCUGUAAACUUCAUGAGAACAACAAUUUGCGUGGGAAGAGGAGAUUAAGAAAGGGAAGACUGAUGAGAAAACAUUCUGGAUUUGGUUCUAAAAAUGAGCUCAGUCUUUAAGAGAAACGGAUGACGCGUUCCACUACAGGUCAAAAAGUGCUUGAUUUAACCCCUCGCAUACAAGUAGGAACAGGGAGAAAUAAAAGAGGACUUUAACUGUAAAACUGCAGUUCAUUGAAAUAAAAUUGCAGCUUGGUAACAAUUUUUCUUAAAAGAGACAAUUCUCCACCAAUAAAAUGACAGAGGUGUGCAGAGGGACUCUGCGCCUGAGGCAGACUGUUGUAAGGC